AUGGAUAUUCAAGCCACCGCACUUUCGGGAGACGAUGCAGGAACUCAGUCCGCAUCUGCCCGAAACCGACCAUCCUACUCUUGCGUUCGCUGCUCCGAUCGGAAGGUUAGAUGUGACAGACAAAGACCAUGCAGUGCGUGUACCAAGCAUAAAGUCGAAUGUGUCUACCGCCCUCCUCAAACAUCCAGGAACAAAGUCAAACGUAUUAAGAACGAUGUACUUGUUGAACGGCUGAAACAGUAUGAGGCGUUGCUCAAGGACAAGGGUAUCGCUCCCGAGGCCUCGCCUAUACCUUCGACGACGAAGCAAAAUGUCGAGGCUCAAUUGGUGGACGUUGCGUCGAUCCUGGAGUCUGGAGGAUCCACGACACUAUCCAUCACAUCUUCAGCUGCUGCAGAGCCUAGUAUAAGGCUGAACAAGACACAAUUGCUGCAAAAUCAAGGGAACUUCAAGUUCGUCGACAAUCUCUGGACCAGGAUAGUCGAAGAGUUCCCCGAGCCUCGAGACGCAAUGGGAGAUAGUUGGCAGGAAGACACUGAUGAGGGAGAAAGUGAGAACGAGCUAGGCUUCAUACUGGGCACGACUUUGAGAACCUCGUCUAGGCUUUCACAUCCACCUAUGGAAGCCAUCCUUCAAUUGUGGCAGGUCUUUAUCGACAAUGUUGACCCACUCACCAAGAUAGUUCAUGUACCAUCACUACAGCCAGCGAUACAGAAAACUGCAACAGGGCCAAGUGAGAUGCCACGCAACUUCCAAGCGCUGAUGUUUGCUAUAUACAGCACUGCAAUCAAUUCGCUCAAAGACGAUCCUUGCAAGCAAGCAUUCGGACAAUCACGCCAAACCCUUCUAGCACAUUACAUAUCCAAUACAAAGAUAGCCUUGGCAAGAGCGAACUUUAUGUCCACUACCAGUCUUGUGGUACUGCAAGCCCUGGCACUCCACAUAUUCUCCAUCAGAGACACACACGAACCUCGCGCUGUAUGGAGUCUGACUGGGAUCUUCUUGCGUCUAGCAGAAGGCAUGGGCCUGCACCGAGACGGGACAUUCCUUGGUCUGCCGCGUUUCGAGAGUGAAAUACGUCGGCGUAUCUGGUGGAACAUGAAAAUGCACGACUACCGUACAGCCGAGUUAGCGGGUCUGACUAAGUUUCGUCGCGUCGACCCAGGCGUUGACUCUCCAAACUUCCCCACCAGCCUCAAUGAUACCGACCUCUCCCCAGGCAUGACCACUGCACCUUCUCCUCCAACCGGCCCUACAGACAUGAUGUUCUGUGCUAUCCGAACCGAGUUCGCAGGCUUCAUCGCCAAACAUACUGCUAAGUUCCAAAACUCACAAACUAAUGCCUGGGAAGAUUACUGGGCACGUCAUGAAACAAGUGAAAAGAGUUCAGUCCUCCAAGAAGCUCAGGAGCUCAUGGAAACAAAAGUCCUUCGCUAUUGCGACCCGUCGAGACCACUCCACCUCAUGGCUAGUAUCGUUGGCCGCUCAGGCCUGACUCUCAUGCAUUUUCUCACACACCAUCCACGCAAUUGGCCUGCGGGAGCCGCUGUUCCCGACGCCGAGAAGCAAAAUGUUUGGAAAAUCAGUCUGCAGCUCCUUGAACAAUGGAACAUGGCACAAUCUAUUCCACUACUGGAGUGCUUCGCUUGGCACGCGGCAUAUUAUCUUCCAUGGCACGCUCUGAUCUACGUGCUUGACAGUCUCCGAGCCUCCCCCGAGAUCCAGGAUGCCAACAAAGCCUGGCAGAUCAUUGACACAAUCUAUCGCAACAACCCCGACUUUGUCUCGAACACCAAACGUCCAAUCUAUGUUGCAGUGGGCAACCUGUGUCUGAAGGCUUAUAAGGCGAGGCAUGAAAUACUGGGAAGUAGCAACAACAUACAGCCGCCUGCUUACAUUCUUGCAUUUACCCAACAACGCGACGCAGCCAAGUCGCGUAGACAAGCCAAGAAGGAGGCGCGAAACAAAAAAGGAGCUCAACAAGCUUCUCUUAGCCAUCAAAUCGAGUCUACAGAGCUAAGUCCGCAUACCUCCAACUCGUCACAGUCGAACAUCAAACCUUAUCCGAACUACGACCCAAUGACGCCACGACCACGACCACAAGCACAAGCACAACCUCAACACCAACCCUACUCAGCCACCAUUCCACCACAACCUCAAGCUCAACUCCAUUCUCUACCUCCAAACAACAACAACAUCGACCUCUUCUGGCUAAACAACGAACACAAUCCCAUUUCAUUCGCCAACAACCAGACACCUACCGAUAUGGACAUGGACACGGACUUUCUCCUCUCUGAGAAUUACGGAUUCGAUAGAGCGGACGGAAUGACGAUCGACUGGACGCAGUGGGAUAAUUUUCUGGGAAGUAAGGCGUGA
This is a messenger RNA of Lithohypha guttulata, 2376 nucleotides long. RefSeq lists its product as uncharacterized. The record is from RefSeq and is a predicted model, not a curated record. Gene Ontology annotation, molecular function: DNA binding; DNA-binding transcription factor activity, RNA polymerase II-specific; zinc ion binding. The transcript has 3 exons. Gene Ontology annotation, biological process: regulation of DNA-templated transcription; DNA-templated transcription. The coding region runs from base 1 to 2376 and encodes 791 amino acids. NCBI's taxonomy places the organism in Eukaryota, Fungi, Ascomycota, Eurotiomycetes, Chaetothyriales, Trichomeriaceae.